This is a messenger RNA of Polistes canadensis, 2077 nucleotides long. RefSeq names its product acetylcholinesterase-like. The transcript has 10 exons. Bases 206 to 1879 code for a protein of 557 amino acids. NCBI's taxonomy places the organism in Eukaryota, Metazoa, Arthropoda, Insecta, Hymenoptera, Vespidae. The record is from RefSeq and is a predicted model, not a curated record.
CGUGUAAAAAUAUUUUUCCGUUUCAGAUAAAAAUAGAAAUGUAGUGUCCUCCUUCUUCCCCACCCCACAACAUACAACCCAUUACUUCUUAUCUAUCAUCAACUUCUAAUUAGACCAAAGUAUUUGCUAAAACGGUUUAUAUAUAUAUAUAUUAACUCAUAAAAAAGAACACGUUUAGUCGUGAGGCUAAUCUUAAAUAGUAACGAUGACAAAUUUAUCUUUAUUGCUGGUUUUCAUUUUACAAUUAUGUCUCGUGAAAUUGUCAUUGACAUUUGAAUAUUCACCAGUCGUACAAACUACCAAAGGACCGGUCAAAGGUCGCGUUUUUACUACUGUCAGAGAAUCUAAAAGAUAUCAUUCGUACAGAGGUAUCCCUUACGGUAAACCACCAGUUGGUUAUCUUAAAUUCGUAGGACCUAAAGAACCAAAUGCUUGGAAAGAAGUAUUCGAUGCUUCCAAGGAAGGUAACAUUUGUCCUCAAAUUGUGAAUAACAAAUUUUUGGGCAAUGAGGAUUGUCUUCAACUCAAUGUCUAUACUCCUCAGCUUCCUAAAAAUGGAACGGAACCUAAAGCUGUUAUAUGCUGGAUUUUUGGGGGUGCCUUCACUCAUGGAGAUAAUUUGAAAGAAUCUUACUCUCCUGAUUAUUUAAUCGAAGAGGACGUCGUAGUCGUCUCUAUUAAUUACCGGUUGGGUGCUCUUGGAUUCUUAGCAUUGGGACAUAAAAAUGCGUCAGGCAACGCUGGUUUGAAAGAUCAAAGUUUAGCCCUAAAAUGGGUUCAUGACAACAUCCACAAUUUUGGUGGUGAUCCAAAAAAAGUGACAUUGCUUGGUGUAAGUGCUGGUUCUGUCAGUGUUGGUUACCAUAUGCUUUCCGAACAAUCAAAAGAUCUGUUCCGUAGUACAAUUUUAAUGAGUGGAGUACCAUUAUGUUUCUUUGGAUUUGAUAGACCAGAGAAAGCCAGAAGUAAAGCUUUCCGUGUCGCACGGAAACUUGGAUUCAAAGGUUCUAGCACAAAAAAAUUACUUGAAUUUUAUUAUCACGUAGAUAUUCAACGUAUGACCGAAAUGGUCAAUAAUUUGACAGUCUUCAAUAUUCCAUUGCAACCAGUUCUAGAAAAUGCUAAUUAUGUUCCCGAUCCAUUCUUAUCUAAGUGUUCAUUGAAAAAAUACACAUCUGGUGAUUUCAAUCAUGGGCCAGUUAUGUUGGGUUUUACCAAAGACGAAACACUUGUAUAUUUGAAUUCAAAAGAAGGAAGAAAGGAAAUUAUUGAUAUUACUAUGACAUACGCUCAACAACUUCAUUCUUUAAAACAAGUCAAUCCUUUUUAUUCAUCCACGGCAGUUAGCGAUAAGCCUAAAAAAGGAAAAUUCACUCCUACGGCUUUAGAGUUUUCUUCGGACAUCGGUUUUAUAGCUCCGAUAGAUUACACCCAAAAAUUAUUGUCUAAAUUCAACGAUUCCGUUUAUUACUAUCAAUAUAAAUUCGAUUAUAACAACUCUCUGCACAGAAUAUUUUACGGCGUCGAUAAAAACGGUUCUGCGCAUGGGGACGAUGUUGCAAUGAUAUUUUAUUCGGAUCAAUUUAAAAUAGAUCCAAAGGCAAAUAACUCGAUAACGUUGUUACAAAAACGGAUGACUCGCAUGUGGACAAAUUUGGCUAAAUAUGGAAAUCCAACUCCAAAUGGGACCAAAGAUAAUUUAUUGAACAUCGUUUGGCCAGAUUCGAGAAGUUCCGGUAAGAUGUUGUGGUUAGACGAACAAUUGGAAAUACAUGAUCGAUACCAGGAUCCACUAGUCGAUAUAGUUGAAAAUGGUAUUAAACAUUUCGGUAGUCACCCUUUCGGAUGUGAGUUAAAAUAUACCAAGAAAACGGAUUAAGUGGUCUCAUACAAAUAAUUAAUGAAAUUGUUCUUUGGGUUUUAUUCAAAGUAUAAUUGAAUAUGGGAUACUUUGUAUUAUAAUGGUCUAUUGAAUUAAAAUAUUUUGUUGUUAUAUUUGAGUAAUAAUUUGAAUUAUCGAUUCAAGUAAUUCAAUUAAUUAAUUGUACAAUAUUAAAAAAAUGUAAAAUAAUAAAUU